CAUACUGGCGGGUUUGUUGCAAAAGAAAAGAGUCUUUAGCAUUAAUCAGUCUAUCGCGAAUUCAUCGAGUUCAUUUGUAUUAAUUAGAGUGCAGAUCACGGUCAAUUUCUAAAAGUUGGGUUGUUGACCACCAGUGACAGAAAUUCAGCAAGAAAAUCGGCGGCUUUCCCGAAUAUAUUUGAAGAUGGAGGAGAUGGAGGUGGAUUUGCACAUCGAAAUCUCUGAAUCUGACAGCAGCACAGAGGUGGAUGAAGAUGAGGAAGAGGAGGAUGAUGUUGCCAUGCAGACUGCAAGUCCCUUUGAUCGCCUUAGGCGUCUGGCCUCUCGGGUGGGCAGGAGGAGACAGGCAACUGGUUUGCGUUUCCACAGCUUUCCAGUGGAAGAAAGAAUGCAGAUUUUACAGAGAAGUUUACAGGCUCUGGAAGAGCAUGACAGGAACCGUGUAGACAACACAAAUCCACAACCAGUGCAGUCUACGCCCAAUUCCAGCCACACCGCUGCUGUGAUCCCGACAAUGUCAGAAGAGUCCACAACAACAGAACCCAGUCUUCCAGCAGAGGCUGAGGGGAUGGGGGCUGUAGCUCAGCCAGUAACACAGAUGGAACAUCCAACCCCAGAGACUGAGGUUGUCUCAGAGGCUGUAGAGGACACUGCAGCUGCUGCACCUACUGCUACACAGGAGGAAGCAGAUGAUGGGGAGGGGGAGACCUGCUCCAUCUGUUUUGAGCCGUGGACCACAGCAGGUGACCACCGCCUGGCUGCUCUUCGCUGCGGACACCUAUUUGGCCACAUCUGCAUCAAGCGCUGGUUGAUAAGUGGGGGGAAAAAAUGUCCACAGUGUAAUAAACCAGCAAAACGUGAUCAUAUCAUCUUACUUUAUGCACGGAAACUGCAAGCACUGGACAACUCUGAGGUGGAGCAACUGAAGAGAUCUUUAGAAAAAGAGCAGGGUUUGCGCAGAAAGUAUGAACUGGAAGCUGCUCAGUGUCGUCUACAGGUGCAGAUCAUGACAGACGAAAGCAUAAAACUACGUAGAGAGGCCGAGGAGUUUAGGAGGUGGAAAGCUCAGGUGGCCUCUAGUUCCUCUCAGGGAGCUGGUCUCUCUCAGUCUCAGAGGCAGGACUCCUCCAGUGGGGGGCAUUAUGUGUUCUCAAAGGCUGUUCUGAUUUCUCAAGCAGGAGGCAGUAGGGUUUUGUCUUACUGUGAGCCUCUUGGCUGCCUGCUUGCAUCCCAGCCCUCCCCACAUGCAACAUUAGUACCAGGCUUUGGGGUGAAGAAGAUCAGCACUGUGAAUCUUAGAGCUAGUCAGUAUGUCCCCAUCCACACCAAACAGAUCAGAGGUCUUGCCUUCAGCCGACAGCAAGACAGCUUACUGCUGUCUGCGGCCCUCGAUAACACAAUCAAGCUCACUAGCUUGAUGACCAACACAGUGGUCCAGGCUUACAACACGGGCAGACCUGUGUGGAGCUGCUGCUGGUGCCGUGACAACAAUAACUACAUUUAUGCCGGUCUUAGCAACGGCUCCGUGUUAGUGUACGACACACGGGACACAAGCACUUUUGUUCAGGAGUUGGCGUCACUUCGCUCCAGCUGUCCAGUGGUAUCUUUGUCCUACAUCCCCCGCGCUGCCUCCAGUUCGUUCCCAUGUGGUGGUCUUAUCGCUGGCACGCUGGAGGGGGGCUGCUUCUGGGAGCAUGUGGAUGGAACCACGUACACGCCUCACAUUCUGCCUCUAGAAUCCGGCAAUUGCACAGACAUACAGGUGGAGCCGGACAGCAGACAUUGCCUUGUCACAUACAGACCAGGUCGUGCAAACCCGUCACUGCGCUCAGUGUUAAUGGAGCUUAGCCGAAGCCCUCAGUCAGACUGCAGCCAGCCUCCUGUCUGCUCAUGUUCCCCAGUCCAGACCUUCAUUGCUGGCUCCUCUGGCAAGCUACUCACCAAGAAUGCUGUCUUUAAAAGUCCAUCUGGGGAAGGCUCUUCUCUAGUGUGUGCUGGAGAUGAGGGGACCAACUCAACCAUGGUAUGGGAUUCUGGCACUGGUGCUCUGCUUCAGAAACUACCAGCAGACCUUCCUGUGCUGGACAUCUGCCCCUUUGAGGUGAACCAGAGCAGCUAUCUGGCCUCUCUCACUGAGAAGAUGCUAAAGGUCUAUAAAUGGGAGUGACAUUUAAGAAUGCUGCUCGCAGUAUUUACCACGCACUAUAACAGCUGCUGUAUUUGUAUUGACUCGAGUUAAAUUUCAUAUUCAAUACUUUAUAUUUUGUGUAUUAUGUUUGGUUUAUAUGUUUGGUUUUCUCAUUUGGUAUUCUAUCUCUAUUAAAGUGCAAAUAAGUAGU
Myxocyprinus asiaticus (Chinese sucker) is the source of this 2339-nucleotide messenger RNA. It is a transcript of the gene rfwd3, whose product is annotated as ring finger and WD repeat domain 3. Gene Ontology annotation, molecular function: ubiquitin protein ligase activity; protein binding. Bases 185 to 2167 code for a protein of 660 amino acids. The record is from RefSeq and is a predicted model, not a curated record. The transcript has 13 exons. Lineage: Eukaryota; Metazoa; Chordata; Actinopteri; Cypriniformes; Catostomidae. Gene Ontology annotation, cellular component: site of double-strand break; nucleus. Gene Ontology annotation, biological process: double-strand break repair via homologous recombination; interstrand cross-link repair; protein ubiquitination.